This is a messenger RNA of Colletotrichum chrysophilum, 669 nucleotides long. RefSeq lists its product as uncharacterized. Gene Ontology annotation, molecular function: cutinase activity. The coding region runs from base 1 to 669 and encodes 222 amino acids. The record is from RefSeq and is a predicted model, not a curated record. Gene Ontology annotation, cellular component: extracellular region. The transcript is spliced from 3 exons. Lineage: Eukaryota; Fungi; Ascomycota; Sordariomycetes; Glomerellales; Glomerellaceae. Gene Ontology annotation, biological process: carbohydrate catabolic process.
AUGAAGUUCUUCAGCACCCUCGUUCUCGCCACCACUGUCCUGGCCCUCCCCACAGAGGACAAGCGGCAGCUGGGCACUGUUGGUAGCACUGCCAACGAGUUCAAGACCGGCGGAUGCAAGGACAUCAUCUUCGUCUGGGCCCGCGGCUCCACCGAGAUUGGCAACAUGGGCACUGUCGUUGGCCCCCCGGUGGCCAACCGCCUCAAGAGCGCGUUCAGCGGCCAAGUUGCCGUUCAGGGCGUCGACUACGCUGCCGCGCUCUCCACCAACUUCCUUCCCGGUGGUGCCGACCCCGAUGGCAUCAAGGAGAUGGAGACCAUCCUUGGAAACAUCGCCACCAAGUGCCCCAACGCCAUUGUUGUCACCGGAGGCUACUCUCAAGGAGCCGCUGUCAACCACCGCGCCAUUGAAGGCCUUCCCGAGGCCCAGAAGAACCAGAUCGCCGGCGUCGUCACCUUCGGCGACACCCAGUUCCGCGCCGACAACGGCCAGAUCCCCAACUUCCCCAAGGACAAGAUCAAGAUCAUCUGCGCCGCGAACCCCCGCGACACCGUUUGCGACGGCAAUCUCAGCGCCGCCGUCCUGGCUCCUCACCUCUCGUACGGCGCCAACGCCGGGGAGGGCGCCGACUUCCUCAUCUCCAAGAUCAAGGCGGUCCAGGGGGCUUAA